Messenger RNA from Gilbertella persicaria, 783 nucleotides. Its product is annotated as Alpha/beta knot methyltransferase. The transcript is spliced from 2 exons. The coding region runs from base 1 to 783 and encodes 260 amino acids. NCBI's taxonomy places the organism in Eukaryota, Fungi, Mucoromycota, Mucoromycetes, Mucorales, Choanephoraceae. Gene Ontology annotation, biological process: rRNA base methylation. Gene Ontology annotation, molecular function: rRNA binding; rRNA (pseudouridine) methyltransferase activity. The record is from RefSeq and is a predicted model, not a curated record. Gene Ontology annotation, cellular component: nucleolus; small-subunit processome.
AUGGCCAACGAAAAACGUCCUCAAGAAGACACUACUGAAAACGACCCCAAGCGUAUUCGUGUGGGUGCUACUCGUAAUGUCGAUGUACACAUGGUACCUCAAGCACCCAAAGUACCCAAAACAGCCAUCGAAAAAGAAAAUGCUCGUCGUUUGAUUGUGAUUUUAGAAGAAGCUACUUUAGAAACACUCAAGAUUGGUAAAAACAAAGAAGGACACUACCAACUUUUGAAUGUCGAUGAUCACCUUCACAUCCUUAAAAAGAACAACCGAGAAACUUACGAAGCUAGACCUGAUAUUACACAUCAAUGUUUGUUGACCUUGUUAGAUAGUCCUCUCAACAAGGCUGGUUUGUUGCAAGUCUAUAUUCAUACCCAUAAAAAUGUGUUGAUUGAAGUCAACCCACAUAUUCGUAUCCCAAGAACGUUUAAGCGUUUUGCAGGUCUGAUGGUUCAAUUGCUUCAUAAGCUCAGUAUUCGUGCUGUCAAUGGUAAUGAGAAAUUAUUACGAGUGAUUGAGAACCCUAUCGAUAAAUAUUUGCCCAGCAAUAGUCAUAAAAUUGCUCUUUCUUGGGAUGCUCCUACUGUCAAAUUAUCAGAAUAUAUGCCAACUAUUCCAGCAGACAAGAACAUUGUGGUUGCUGUUGGUUCUAUGGCCCAUGGUACAGAUGAUUUUGCAGAUUCUUAUGUAGACGAAAAGAUCAGUAUAUCCGAUUAUUCAUUAUCUGCCUCUGUUGCCUGUGGUAAGAUUGUAUGUGCAGUAGAAGAAAUCUGGGGCAUUUUGUAA